Gigantopelta aegis is the source of this 1248-nucleotide messenger RNA. RefSeq names its product FMRFamide receptor-like. Gene Ontology annotation, molecular function: G protein-coupled receptor activity. The transcript has a single exon. Lineage: Eukaryota; Metazoa; Mollusca; Gastropoda; Neomphalida; Peltospiridae. The record is from RefSeq and is a predicted model, not a curated record. The coding region runs from base 1 to 1248 and encodes 415 amino acids. Gene Ontology annotation, biological process: G protein-coupled receptor signaling pathway. Gene Ontology annotation, cellular component: membrane.
AUGACGUCUGAAGACUACGUAGAACAUGACGAGUCACCCUCGACCACAAAUUCCUGUUGCCAUGAUGAUAUUUCAAAUAACACCACGCCAAAAACAAAAUCAAAGAUGUCCCUUCUCGACAUGAGUUCCAUACCCCGGGAAAUGUAUGAGGAUUUCAGAGGAGUCUACAAAUAUCUCCAAUUUGUCGUCAUUUCUCUGGCCAUCCUCAACAAUUCAUUCAACAUCGUCGUGUUCACUCAGACCAGAAUGAGAAGCGCAACGUCUAAAAUUCUGACUUUCCUCAGCUUUAGUGAACUCGCGGUUGCAAUCGUUGAACUGAUCGUAAACUCGUAUGCCACAGCUCUCGAGGGUCAAACAUAUAUGUCCGAGUUAUACUGGCAUCUGUUUAAAUGGGGCCGACUUUAUGUGACCAUGGUUUUUCAAAGGAGUUCAAUUUGUUUCAACUUAAUCGUUGCAACUGAAAGAUACAUUGCAGUGCGAUUUCCAUUAAAGGCACAUCAGAUUUUACGACGAAGAAGUCCCGUAGUAUUCUGUGGUGCAGUGCUGGUCGUCAUAUUCGGAAUCCACAUCUUCAGUCCAUUGAAACUGAAAGUGGCUACAGUUACGAGGAGGCACGUUACUCUGUACGUGUUCGGAAACUCCUUGUUAUAUGAUCAUAACCAGGCUGUCUUUGAAGGUCUGGCUUUAGCUACAAAAAUAAUGUUUGUCUACAUUCCUCUAUUCAGUUGUCUGCUCAUGAAUGUCCUGAUGGUUCUGGCCCUGAGACAACACAGGAUACAACGAAAGGCGAUGCACCUCAACAGGGAUGUACAGCAGCAGAGCGACAGAAGGGAAAUCCUGACCACAAUCACAAUCCUCGUAUCUUCGCUUCUCUUUGUUCUCCUGGCCUUGCCCGUCACAGUAAGCUCCAUCGUACAAAUAACCCACCACGAUUACGGACUCUUCAAGAGAGAACACUAUUUGUUCCAGUUUAUCGUUUCCUUCGGCGGAAUGUUGUCUCUUGUGGGGUUGUCCAUGGACUUUUUCGUGUACAUGAUCUUCAACCGGGAAUUUCGUAGAACAUUCACCAAUCUGAUGAGGUCCUUCUUCAGACAGACCUCUAGUUGUUGUGGUCAAAUCCCUGCAAGUGAUGGACCUGAAACAGGACACUACAUGGCGUCUGAAGGAACCAACAUGAGUGUGGUGACGAUGCAGGAUGUAGUUACCAAUGACAAAAUCAGCGAUGAACCAGCAGCAUCGUCCAUGUAG